Messenger RNA from Triticum turgidum subsp. durum (durum wheat), 258 nucleotides. The record is from the annotation of a GenBank genome assembly. NCBI's taxonomy places the organism in Eukaryota, Viridiplantae, Streptophyta, Magnoliopsida, Poales, Poaceae.
AUGGCCAGGAACUCCCCGAGCGUCGGCGGCAUCAAGCGGAGCUCCUCCGCGAGACGAACAUCCUCGUCCUCGGCAAUGUCGGCCCAGCGCAGGCUGCGCGGCACCCAGGCCGGAGGAGCAGAGGACAGGGAAGCCGGAUCCGUUGUCCGCCCGGCCACCACGGAGUCCGCGGAGGCGGACGACCAUCAGGUCGCCGUGUAUCCGCCUUGGCUACGUGCAUUCAGGAUUCCAGGUCUGGUGGUUCGGAUGGAGAGGUAG